This is a messenger RNA of Mangifera indica (mango), 1286 nucleotides long. Its product is annotated as GDSL esterase/lipase At5g55050-like. Gene Ontology annotation, molecular function: hydrolase activity, acting on ester bonds. NCBI's taxonomy places the organism in Eukaryota, Viridiplantae, Streptophyta, Magnoliopsida, Sapindales, Anacardiaceae. Bases 32 to 1117 code for a protein of 361 amino acids. The transcript is spliced from 5 exons. The record is from RefSeq and is a predicted model, not a curated record.
UUUAGUGUGGGAGGGAAUCAAAGGAAUUCCCAUGGCAAAAGGGUUAGUUUUUUUGGUCCUUUCCUUGGCCCUGGUGGUAGUAUUUCACUCCGCAGAUGCACAGGUGCCACCUAUAUUCAUAUUUGGCGAUUCAACUGCUGAUGUUGGGACCGACAAUUUCUUGCCUGGCAGCACAGCAAGAGCUGACUUCCCUCACAAUGGCAUAGAUUUUCCUAAUAAAAGACCAACUGGAAGGUUCAGUAAUGGCCUAAACAGUGCUGAUUUGCUUGCCAAGCUAAUGGGUUAUAAAAGAAGUCCACCGCCUUUUUUCUCUUCAAACAUUGCAUAUGCUGCGAAGAAGAAUAGCUUCAGAGGUAUAAACUUUGCCUCUGGAGGCUCCGGCCUUCUUGAUGUUACUGGACAAACAGUGAACAACCAAAAGAAUGUUGUCCCAUUGAGUGAGCAGAUAGAACAAUUUUUCAAUGUUCAUGGCAAGCUCAUGGCUGCAAUUGGUCCAGCAGGAACUGAAAAUUUUCUCUCAAAGUCCUUAUUCUUCAUCAGUACUGGUAGCAAUGAUAUUUUUACCUAUUACCAUUCUACUAGUACUUUACCAAAGCAAGAGUUCAUAUCCACCUUAGCACUUGCGUAUGAAAACUACUUACGGGCUCUGCUUAACCUUGGUGCAAGGAAGUUUGGCAUAAUAAGUGUUCCGCCAAUUGGAUGUUGCCCAUCUCAGAGGAUUUAUAAUGCUACUGGAGGUUGUUUGGAGGAGUUGAACGAAUACGCAAGAGCUUUCCAUGUUUCAAUGGAAACUCUCAUGUGCAAACUCAGUUCAGAAUACAAGGACAUGAAGUAUUCACUUGGAAACACAUAUGAAAUGACUAUAAAUGUUAUAGACAAUCCUGCUGUAUUCAAAUUUAAGGAAGUGAAAAGUGCAUGUUGUGGAGAUGGGAAGUUCAAUGGAGAAUCCUUUUGUGUACCAAAUGCAACUCUUUGUUCAAAGAGGCAUCAAUACUUGUUCUGGGAUUUAUUCCACCCUACACAGACUGCUUCUAAGUUGGCAGCUGUAACUCUUUACACUAGUGAUGAACAGAGAUUUGUAUCUCCAAUCAACUUCUCUCAGUUAGCCACAGCAUAGCCAGAAAUAGUCCUCAGAAGUUCCUCCCCAAUAUUGUCAAUUGUUUCCCAACAAGUGAAUUAUCAUUGUUUUCUAGUUAUAUCUUUCACAUGCUUAUAGAACAAGAAUAAACAGAAUCCAAUGACACAAUUCAAUGUAAAACUUGAGCUUGAGUUGUAUUUCCCUAAAC